AGCCGGGGAGGGGGGGCGGGGUCUCGCAGAGUUUGCGGGGAAGGGGCGCCAGGACUUCCCUCUCCGCGCCUGGGACGCCGCCCGCCCGACUGCGCCGUGGGAUGUAGCGCCCGCCCGCCGCCUCCCGGAGACUUGUCGGACCCUCUGUCCCGCGGCCCUGCGUCUUCUCAGGCAACCACGCCGGCUUCAGGACAUGCACGGGCACAGCCGCAACGGGCAGGCCCACGUGCCCCGGCGGAAACGCCGCAAUCGCUUUGUCAAGAAGAACGGCCAAUGCAACGUCUAUUUCGCCAACCUGAGCAACAAGUCACAGCGCUACAUGGCGGACAUCUUCACCACCUGCGUGGACACGCGCUGGCGCUACAUGCUCAUGAUCUUUUCCGCGGCCUUCCUCAUCUCCUGGCUCUUUUUUGGCCUCCUCUUCUGGUGCAUCGCCUUCUUCCAUGGUGACCUGGAGGCCAACCCAGGGGGGGCCGCGGCCGGGGCCCCAGCGGGAGGUGGUGGGGCGGUGCCUGUGGCCCCUAAGCCCUGCAUCAUGCAUGUGAACGGCUUCCUGGGCGCCUUCCUGUUCUCAGUGGAGACGCAGACAACCAUCGGCUAUGGGUUCCGGUGUGUGACGGAGGAGUGCCCACUGGCGGUCAUCGCCGUGGUGGUCCAGUCCAUCGUGGGCUGUGUCAUUGACUCCUUCAUGAUCGGCACCAUCAUGGCCAAGAUGGCGCGGCCCAAGAAGCGGGCACAGACGCUGCUGUUCAGCCACCAUGCGGUCAUCUCGGUUCGCGACGGCAAGCUCUGCCUGAUGUGGCGCGUGGGCAACCUGCGCAAGAGCCACAUCGUGGAGGCCCACGUGCGGGCCCAGCUCAUCAAGCCCUACAUGACGCAGGAGGGCGAGUACCUGCCGCUGGACCAGCGGGACCUCAACGUGGGCUACGACAUCGGCCUGGACCGCAUCUUCCUGGUGUCUCCCAUUAUCAUCGUCCACGAGAUCGACGAGGACAGCCCACUCUACGGCAUGGGCAAGGAGGAGCUGGAGUCGGAGGACUUUGAGAUUGUGGUCAUCCUGGAGGGCAUGGUGGAGGCCACCGCCAUGACCACUCAGGCCCGCAGCUCCUACCUGGCCAGCGAGAUCCUGUGGGGCCACCGCUUCGAGCCCGUGGUCUUCGAGGAGAAGAGCCACUACAAGGUGGACUACUCACGCUUCCACAAGACCUACGAGGUGGCCGGCACUCCCUGCUGCUCGGCCCGAGAGCUGCAGGAGAGCAAGAUCACCGUGCUGCCCGCCCCGCCACCCCCGCCCAGUGCCUUCUGCUAUGAGAAUGAGCUGGCCCUCAUGAGCCAGGAGGAAGAGGAGAUGGAGGAGGAGGCUGCAGCCGCUGCAGCCGUGGCUGCCGGCCUGGGCCUGGAAGCAGGCUCUAAGGAGGAGGCGGGCAUCAUCCGGAUGCUGGAGUUUGGCAGCCACCUGGAUCUGGAGCGCAUGCAAGCCACCCUCCCGCUGGACAACAUCUCCUACCGCAGGGAGUCCGCCAUCUGACCUCCAGGCCCCUCCCAUCACUUCCCCACAAGAGCCUCUGCGGGGGGUGGGAUGUCAGGACACCCCCUCCACACUCAGGACAGAGCUCAUCCUGACUCCGUGGACCUUCUGGAGGGAGAUGGGGGUUUCAAAGACUGGAGAACCCCUUCCUACUGACACCAGAACCCAGGCCUGGAAAGGUCCAGGUUACCCUCGAUCUGAUCAGCCUGGGUUCCCCAGCAUCUACCCACUGGCGGCUCAGGAACCCUAGACCCACCACCCUCUCCCCACCGACCCUUUGAGGACGUUCCCCCUUUGCAGAACCUCGGGGAAGGCGGCUGGACUGCUGGGGGGUGGGCAUCUUGGGGUUCUGGGGUGGGCUGGUGGUUGCUUGGGAGGGUGGGAGGGGGGUGCGUUUCUUUUGCAUGACUGUGGUCUGUUGCUCAUGACUUUCUUUUGUAAAUAUCUAUAAAUGGAGAGAUGGAGGCACCA
This is a messenger RNA of Vicugna pacos (alpaca), 1999 nucleotides long. It is a transcript of the gene KCNJ4, whose product is annotated as potassium inwardly rectifying channel subfamily J member 4. The record is from RefSeq and is a predicted model, not a curated record. Gene Ontology annotation, cellular component: plasma membrane. Lineage: Eukaryota; Metazoa; Chordata; Mammalia; Artiodactyla; Camelidae. Gene Ontology annotation, molecular function: inward rectifier potassium channel activity. Gene Ontology annotation, biological process: regulation of monoatomic ion transmembrane transport; potassium ion import across plasma membrane.